CAGAAGAGAUAUUGGGAUGCUGAGGAUGAAUCUCAAGAGACCAGUGAUGGCUUCUGACUCAGCAGGCCAUACCCAGCCCUUGGACCAGAGGUGACCAUGUUCAUGUCCACCUUGUCUUGCCUGCAGGCAGUGCGAGGCCAUCGGAGAUGCAAUCUGGGAUGCCUUGCCUGGACAGUGGAGUGGAAAGGAUGAAUUCAGAGACACCUCAGAAAGACCUCUACACUGUGAACUGUUAGCAUAUUCCUCAUAGGAAGUCCUGACUUCAGGGGUAAUAAAGUCAAAUAAAAUCCAGACUAGGAGACUCCUGCCAAUUAGAAAAUGGGUCCUUUCUAUCUUCAACUGGUGUCCUUUGAGGAGGUGGCUGUGUACUUCACGAAAGGAGAGUGGGAUCUUCUGGAUCCAGGACAAAGAUAUUUGUACAAGGAGGUCACAUUGGAGAACUACAGCAACGUGAUCUUGUUGGGGAGUGCGAUGGCAACAGAGGGAGGCUCUCGAUUGUCUCCUGAGGGUAAUGGACAGGAAAGAAUGGCUGAACACCUGCCUCAGCUCAUGGCCUUCAAGGAGGUGGCGGUGCACUUCACCCAGAGGGAGUGGAAUUUCCUAGAUCUAGGCCAAAGAGCUCUUUAUCAUGAAGUCAUGGUGGAGAUCUGGGAGAUGGUAUGCUCUCUGGCCAUUCCCAAACCAGACCUCAUCUUCUCACUGGAAGAAGGAGAUGAUCCGUUUGUCCAGGACUCUGAGGAGCAGAAGAAAUGGCAAGGCGCCUGCUUAGGUGAUGAUCAGGAGGAUGAGAGCUGCCAAAAGCUGUCUCUUGUGCGAUGGGAAGUUAAAAAGCCCAAGGAAGGGAGAGAGAUGCUUGGGGAUUCAAAGAAUGUCAUACAAAACCAGUCCAACAAAGGAAAGAAAAAAUUGUCCAGUUCUCAGGAGGCCGAUGUGAAAUCAAAGAGAUAUCCUAUAAUCCAGUCAGGAUCAAAAUGGCAUCAAAUCAUGGUUUCUGGAAACCAUGUGGGAACAUUUCCUGAAAAAAGAAGCAGCAAAGGGGAGAAACCAUAUAAAUGUAUGGUAUGUGGGAAGAGGUUCAGUUUUAGUUUUACCCUUAGCUUACAUCAAAUAACUCACACAGGAGAAAAACCAUACCAGUGCAUAGAGUGUGGAAAAAGCUUCAGUCGGAAAGGGGCCCUUAGGCAGCAUCUGAAGAUCCACACAGGGGAGAAACCAUAUAAAUGCAGGGAAUGUGGAAAGAGCUUCAGUGAGAAAGGGACCCUUAGGCGGCAUUUAGAAGCUCACACAGGGGAGAAACCAUAUAAAUGCAUGGGGUGUAGCAUGAGCUUCAGCCGAAAAGGGGACAUUGAGAGGCACGAACGAGUUCACACUGGGGAGAAACCUUUUAAAUGCUCAGAGUGUGGCAAGAACUUCAGUGAUAAAGGAACCCUUAAGCGGCAUGAGGGAACUCACACAGGUGAAAAACCAUAUAAAUGCAUGGCAUGUGGGAACAGCUUCCGUGAGAAAAGGACCCUUACGCGGCAUGAAGGAACUCAUACAGGGGAUAAACCAUAUAAAUGCAUGAUGUGUGGAAAGCGCUUCAGUCGGGAAGGGGCCCUUAAGCACCAUCAAAUAAUUCACACAGGAGAGAAACCAUAUAAAUGCAUGACAUGUGGAAAAAGUUUCACUUGGAAAGGCGCCCUAAAGCAGCAUCACACAACUCACACAGGGGAGAAACCGUAUAAAUGCGUGGUGUGUGGAAAGUGCUUCACUUGGAAAGGAGCCCUUAAGCAACAUCACAUAAUUCACACAGGGGAGAAACCGUAUAGAUGCAUGGAGUGCGGAAACAGCUUCAGUGAGAAAGGGACCCUUCGGCGGCAUGAAGGAACUCACACGGGUCAAAAACCAUACAAAUGCAUGGAAUGUGGAAAGACCUUCAGUCAGAAAGGGUCCCUUAGGCAGCAUCACUCAGCUCACACAGGGGAGAAACCGUAUAAAUGCAUGAUAUGUGGAAAGAACUUCUGUGGAAAAGGGAACCUUAGGCAGCAUGAACGCAUUCACACAGGAGAGAAACCGUAUAAAUGCUUGGAGUGUGGAAUUGGCUUCAGCCGCAGAGGGGACCUUGAGCGGCAUGAAAGAACUCACACAGGGGAAAAGCCUUAUAAAUGCACGCAAUGUGAAAAGAGCUUCAGACAAAAAGGAACGCUUAGGCAGCAUGAGCGGAUCCACACAGGAGAGAAAAUGUAUUUCUGCAUUGUGUGUGGAAAGAGCUUCAGUAAAAGUAGACUUACAAUCCAUCAAAGAAUGCACACCGGGGAGAAACCAUACGGAUGCAUGAAAUGUGGAAAGAGCUUCAGUGAAAGUGGAAAACUGUCUAUACAUCAGAGAAUUCACACAGGGGAGAAACCAUAUCAGUGCAUGGAGUGUGGAAAGAACUUCAGGGAAAGUGGAAUACUUUCCAGGCAUGAGAGGACUCACACAGGGGAGAAACCAUAUCAAUGUAUGGAAUGUGGAAAGUGUUUCAGUCAGAAGGGAUGUCUGAGACAGCAUCAAAGAACACACACAGGGGAGAAGCCAUAUAAAUGUACAGAAUGCGGAAAGAGCUUCAAUGAAAGAGGAAAGCUAACUGUACAUCAAAGAACUCACACAGGGGAGAAACCAUAUCAGUGCAUGGAGUGUGGAAAGCUCUUCUGUCAGAAAGGGAACCUUAGGCAGCAUCAAAGAAUUCAUACGGGGGAGAAACCAUAUGAAUGCUUGGAGUGUGGAAAAAAGUUCAGUGGAAAUGGAGCACUUGCGAAGCAUCAAACAAUCCACACAGGGGAGAAACCUUACAAAUGCAUAGAAUGUGGAAAGAGGUUCCGUGAAAACGGAACACUUAGCAGGCAUCAAAGAAUGCAUACAGGGGAGAGACCAUACAAUUGCGUCAAGUGUGGGAAGAGCUUCAGUGAUAAAGGACAGCUUAAAAAGCACCAAAGAACUCACACAGGGGAGAAACCAUACAAAUGUAUGGAGUGUGGGAAGAGCUUCAGUCAGAAAGGGAACCUUGAGGGGCACCAAAGAAUUCACACAGGAGAGAAGCCAUAUGAGUGCAUGGAGUGUGGAAAGUGCUUCAGUCAGAAAGGACACCUUGAGGGCCAUCAAAGAACACACACAGGGGAGAAACCAUAUGAAUGCAUACAGUGUGGAAUGACCUUCAGUCAGAGCGGAAGGCUUAUUAAACAUCAACGAACUCACACAGGGGAGAAACCCUAUAAAUGUUUGCAAUGUGGAAAGAGCUUCAGUCAAAGUGGAAGCCUUUUGAGGCACGAGAGAAUUCAUACGGGACAGAAACCAUAUAAAUGCAUGGAAUGUGGAAAGAGCUUCAGUGAAAGAGGACACCUUUCUAGACAUGAGAGAACUCACAGAGGGGAGAAACCCUAUGAAUGCAUGGAAUGUAGAAAGAACUUCAGUGAAAAUGAGCACCUUAUUAAACAUCAAAGAACCCAUACAGGGGAGAAACCAUAUCCAUGCAAAGAAUGUGGAAAGAGCUUCAGUAACAGUGGACACCUUUCUAGGCAUGAGAGAACUCAUACAGGGGAGAAACCCUAUGAAUGUGUGAACUGUGGAAAGAGCUUCAGUCAGAAAGAGAGCCUUCAGCAGCAUCAAAGAAUUCACACAGGAGAGAAACCGUAUAAAUGCACAGAGUGUGGAAAGAACUUUGCUGAAAGGAAAACACUUAGCAGGCAUCGAAGAAUGCACACUGGGCAGAGACAUUAAGUGUAGAAAGAGCCUUGGUGAUGGACAAAAGAUUUUUGAUAUGAAGCAGUCACGAAAGAGAGAAAUUACAUCUAUGCAAGAUAUGUGGACAAUGCUGAUCCAGUAGGAGUAGCAGAGAUUGAAUUCAUGAUACCAGUUAUUCUAAUUUGCGUUGGAGAGGUUGUUGGAAAGCAGGCACUUAUUUUCCUAUGUGUUGGGAAUGUGAGAAUAUAUUCAAAUAUUGCUAUCUGGCUUUUGAGGAAAUAAAUGAAAUUAGUUAAAGAUAGAGGUAUGUUCUGAAAUAGCACUUUCAUCAAUAUUUGAGAGGGUGUGGUGUAAUAAAAUUAUUCUCCAUGUAUUGAAUGUGGCAAGAUUAGUUGUAGCUAGGAAUUGGAAAAUAAUGCAUGAUUUUUCAGUUAAAUGAAUGGUAUAG
Molecule: messenger RNA, 4147 nt
Organism: Pogona vitticeps (central bearded dragon)
Lineage: Eukaryota; Metazoa; Chordata; Lepidosauria; Squamata; Agamidae
Source: RefSeq, a predicted model, not a curated record